Beta vulgaris subsp. vulgaris (sugar beet) is the source of this 3644-nucleotide messenger RNA. RefSeq names its product bifunctional fucokinase/fucose pyrophosphorylase. Gene Ontology annotation, biological process: GDP-L-fucose salvage. The coding region runs from base 129 to 3419 and encodes 1096 amino acids. Lineage: Eukaryota; Viridiplantae; Streptophyta; Magnoliopsida; Caryophyllales; Amaranthaceae. The transcript is spliced from 7 exons. The record is from RefSeq and is a predicted model, not a curated record. Gene Ontology annotation, molecular function: fucokinase activity; ATP binding.
GCAGAAAAAUUAAAAAAAACUGCAUAGUACAGAUCCCAAUGCAAUCACCCCAUCUUCUCCCUCUCGCGCGCAUUUUUUACUCUAUCUCAUCUUUGUGUCGGCACUGAAAGCUCGCAAAAUCAGCAACAAUGGAAGACAUCAAAAAUGGAGGAGAGAGAAAAUCUCGUAGAACAAACCACAAGAAGCAACCUAAAUCAGACAUUGCCAAUACCUUGCGCAAGUCAUGGUAUAGAUUACGCUUAUCAGUCCGCCAUCCCGCUAGGGUUCCGACUUGGGACGCCGUCGUUUUGACGGCAGCUAGCCCUCAGCAAGCUCAGCUUUACGAAUGGCAGCUUAAUCGCGCGAAACGACUCGGUCGCAUCGCUGCCUCUACCGUCACUCUCGCUGUUCCGGAUCCUCAUGGUUACCGCAUCGGGUCUGGUGCCGCUACUCUUAAUGCUAUUUAUCAGCUCGCUCUUCAUUAUCAGAGAAUUUCCACUAAUGAUGAUCAUAUUCUGGCUCUGAAGAGAGCUGAUGGAGGUGUCAACUCUACUUCUUGUGAAAUGUUUGACGACGGAGCUCCUGUCUUGCCUCAUAUUGAUUUUUUGGCAAAAAAACAUAUACUAAUGCUGCAUGCUGGAGGUGACUCUAAAAGAGUUCCAUGGGCAAAUCCUAUGGGAAAGGUUUUCCUGCCACUUCCAUAUUUGGCAGCAGAUGACCAUGAUGGCCCAGUUCCUCUUCUGUUUGACCAUAUACUUGCAAUAUCAUCCUGUGCAAGGCAAGCUUUCAAAAAUGAAGGUGGAUUAUUCAUCAUGACGGGAGAUGUCCUUCCAUGUUUCGAUGCCUCUAUUAUGAAUCUUCCAGAGGAUGCGUCGUGCAUCAUCACAGUUCCUAUAACUCUUGACAUUGCCUCUAACCAUGGCGUUGUUGUGGCGUCUAAAAGUCCUUGUUUAGAUGCUUUUUCUCCUAUCAGUUUAGUUGAGAAUCUUCUUCAGAAACCUAGUAAGGAGGAGCUUGUCCAAAGUCAGGCUCUUCUUGAUGAUGGGAGAACACUGCUUGACACUGGUAUCAUAGCAGUCAGAGGUAAAGCAUGGGCUGAGCUCGUCAACCUUGCAUGGUCUGCCGAAUCUUUGAUUCCGCAGCUUCUGGAUAGUAAAAGAGAGAUGAGCUUGUACGAAGAUCUAGUUGCAGCUUGGGUGCCCACCAAACAUGAAUGGUUAAAGAAGCGACCAUUGGGGGUGGAACUGGUCAAUAAAUUGGGAAAACAACGAAUGUUCAGCUAUUGUGCUCAUGAAUUGCUCUUUUUGCAUUUUGGAACAUCAAGUGAAGUAUUGGAUCAUCUUAGUGGCGUUGACUCUGGACUUGUGGGACGUAGACACUUGUGCUCUAUUCCAGCAACCACUACGUCUGACAUUGCAGCGUCAGCUAUUAUUCUUUCCAGUAAAAUUGCACCAGGGGUCUCAGUUGGUGAAGAUUCUCUCGUUUAUGAUUCUUCCAUAUCUAGCGGAAUACAAAUUGGCUCACUAUCUAUUGUUAUUAGUAUCAAUGUUCCUGGCGCCUUUGAUGGGGUAGUGAAAGAUUCCGUGAGAUUUAUGCUUCCAGAUCGCCACUGCAUUUGGGAGGUACCUUUAUCUGAUUGCAAUGAUCGUGUUGUCGUGUACUGUGGCCUUCAUGAUAAUCCAAAGUCCUCAAUGUCUAAGGAUGGGACAUUUUGUGGUAGACCUUGGAAGAAGGUACUGAAUGAUUUACACAUUCAGGAAAGUGAUCUCUGGAGUUCAACAGGUAUUGGUGAAAAAUGCUUAUGGAAUGCAAGAAUAUUUCCAAUUCUGCCUUACUUUAAUAUGCUAGAGUUAGCAUCGUGGUUAAUGGGAUUGAGUGACCAGGAAAAUCAAUCCAUGCUUAAAACAUGGAAAAAUUCUCCUCGUGUGAGUUUGGAAGUGCUGCAUAGAUCCAUUGACUUCCAGAAAAUGUGCUUGGGUUCCAGUACUCAUCAAGCUGAUCUAGCUGCAGGUAUUGCAAGGGCAUGCAUUAACUAUGGAUUGUUAGGACGUAACUUGUUUCAACUGUGUGAAGAGAUACAGCAAAUGGAAAUGUCAGGGGCUGAACUUUGCAAGGAUUUGUUGGCAAUGUGUCCCAAUCUCCAGGUGCAUAAGUCGAAAAUAGUUCCUAAAAGUCGUGCAUACCAGGUAAAAGUUGAUCUUCUCCGUGCUUGUAGAGUUGAAGCACUGGCAAACGAGUUGGAGAGCAAAGUUUGGGCUGCAGUUGCUGAUGAAACUGCUUCAUCUGUAAGAUAUGGUUUUAAAGAGCAUCUUCUGGAUGCAUCGCAUGGCAUAUCGACUUCAAUACAACAAGACAACAACAAACUUGACAUUGGUGCAGAGAAGCAAAACUUGCUUCGAAGUGUGAAGGUUGAAUUACCAGUACGUGUAGACUUUGUUGGGGGUUGGAGUGAUACUCCACCAUGGAGUUUAGAGCGUGCUGGUUGCGUUCUUAACAUGGCUAUCUGUCUGGAAGGUUCUUUGCCGAUUGGCACAAUUAUAAAAACAAGGAGGACAGCUGGUGUGUUGAUCAGUGAUGAUGCUUCGAAUGAGCUCUUUGUUCAGGAUUUCGCCUCUAUUAUCCCUCCAUUUGACAUUAAUGAUUCAUUUAGGCUUGUCAAGUGCGCAUUGCUUGUCACUGGUGUUAUUCAUGACAAGAACCUUCAGUCUAUGGGCUUGGAGAUUAAAACCUGGGCCAAUGUUCCACGGGGUAGUGGCCUGGGGACGUCGAGCAUACUUGCAGCUGCUGUGGUGAAGGGACUUCUUCGAAUAAUUGAUGGGGAUGAUGGGGAUGAAAAUGUUGCUAGACUAGUAUUAGUACUGGAGCAGCUUAUGGGCACAGGGGGAGGCUGGCAGGACCAGAUCGGAGGAUUAUAUCCUGGAAUCAAAUUUACAACUAGCUUCCCUGGGAUCCCUUUGCGGCUUCAGGUCAUUCCUCUCUCGGCAUCCCCUGAGUUGAUGUUGGAAUUGCAUCAGAGAUUGCUUGUGGUAUUUACUGGUCAAGUCCGGCUUGCUCGCAAAGUAUUGCAGAAUGUGGUCACCCGCUAUCUGAGACGGGACAGCUUGCUUGUAUCCAGCAUCAAGCGUCUUGCUGAACUUGCUAAAAUAGGGAGGGAAGUUCUCAUGAAUGGAGACAUAAAUGAGUUGGGUGAUAUUUUGAUGGAGGCUUGGAGGCUGCACCAAGAACUGGACCCAUUCUGUAGCAAUGAAACUGUUGAUCGACUUUUUGAGUUUGCCGAACCUUAUUGUUGUGGCUACAAACUCGUGGGUGCUGGUGGUGGCGGGUUUGCAUUGUUGCUUGCCAAGGAUGCUGAUCGGGCUGACGAGUUGAGACAUCUGUUAUCCCAGAGCCCAGAUUAUGAUGUGAAAGUUUAUGAUUGGAAUAUCUUUUCCGGGUUCUGAUGUAUCUUGUUUAAUUAUCCUUCUGAUAUUCUUUCCUCCUUACUAAUGAGCUGCAUGCUUUUGUAUACCUUCUAAAUUAUUAGGUUUUUGUAAUCUGCACGAAAGAUGUAAAAGAUCGAGUAAAUAUGUAAAGGUCAUGUACUCAUUUGAAAACACUGGACGUACGAACUUGCUGUACUGUGCACGUCAAAUUUGAAUCCAUUCAUAUGGACUCCCUUGUAAGAA